AUGAUAGACUUGAAUCCGGUGUUCCUAUCAACUAAGCUAAAGGUUAAAAGUGGUGGUGACAAAAAUAGUUCAUUUGUGGAAGAAGAGACAGAUUGGAGUGACUGGAAUACAAUAAAAGAGUACAAUAUUUCUGGAACUGGAGGUAAACAAGAAAAAACAAUGCAGUUCACAGUACCUCAAGAAAAAGGAUGGGACGUUUUUACAGAAAUCGAGAGUGAAGAAACCAUAAUACCACGUACUAUAAAAAUUACUAAAGCACCACGUAAAGAAAAGGAAGAUGAUGAGGAUGAGAAACCAACAGAGGCGAAACAAACUAAAAAGCCUAAAGAAGAAGAUGAUGAUGAAGGUCCAGAGUAUGAACGAGACUUUCAAAGAGAAAUCAGAAUUGGACGCAAAAAGAAAGGCAAAAAAAUUGGUGAAGAGGUUUCAAUAAAAUUACCUAAACAAGUCCGGAAGUCAAAUGACCCAGCUUUUUAUAAGAACUAGAAGAGAUACACAAGAAGGUAAACAAAAGAAACAUUAUGGUGUACACAAGUGUUUUUAACGUGACGAAAAUCACCGAAAGAUAACGUUUUAAAUUUUCAAUAUUCCCUCUUAAUAUUUUUCAAAUUAAAUUUAUCAUUUAAAAGAAAUCUGUAUUAGCGUUU
This is a messenger RNA of Schistosoma margrebowiei, 647 nucleotides long. Lineage: Eukaryota; Metazoa; Platyhelminthes; Trematoda; Strigeidida; Schistosomatidae. The record is from the annotation of a GenBank genome assembly.